Closterium sp. Naga37s-1 is the source of this 537-nucleotide messenger RNA. Lineage: Eukaryota; Viridiplantae; Streptophyta; Zygnematophyceae; Desmidiales; Closteriaceae. The record is from the annotation of a GenBank genome assembly.
AUGACGAACCGCCGCACGCUUAGCGACGGGAAGCCGCCGCCCGGGCAGUCGCUUUGGACGACAGAUUCGGUUAGCCUGGCGUGUGAGGGAGCGAUAGGGCUGCGCAAGGUGACCUUUGCGUACCCCUCGCGCCCGGACGUGCCCAUCUUCCAGCGCUUCAGCCCCGCCAACGUCCACCACUUCAUCUCCUCGCUGGCCGACGUAAGUGCGCUCGCGCCUCUCCUUCGUCCGUCUCUCUUCCACCCUCCGUCUCUCCCUCUUACCCCUGCUUCUCAGACUGCUUUCCGGCUACGAGUCGCAGGUGUAGGAGCGAGGCACGCAGCUGUCGGGGGGCAGAAGCAGCGCGUGGCGAUCGCGUGGGCUAUUCUACGGAAUCAGCGGGUGGUGCUGCUGGACGAGGCGACGUCGGCGUUGGACGCGGAGAUUGAGCAGGCGGUGCAGGCGGCGCUCGAUGCGCUUAUGGGCGCGCGCACCACGCUCAUCGUCGCCCACCGCCUGUUCACCGUGCGCCGCGCGCACUGCAUCGCCGUUCCAUAA